AAGCUUUCACCCUGACAAACAGGCACCAUGAAGCUGGAGCAGCAUCUCUCCGUUUGUGUCCUGCUGCUUCUUUAUGGGACACAAAGCACAAAUGGAGGAAACAUUUUGGUGUGGUACACUGAAGGCAGCCACUGGAUUAACAUGAAACCUGUGCUGGAGACACUGGUCGACAGGGGACACCAGGUGACGGUUCUGGUCCCGAGCACAUCCAUGUUCAUGAACUCCAGCGAGCCUUCACGCUUUGGCUACGAACCCUUUAAUGUCUCUUUUUCAAUGGAGACCAUAGAGGAGUUUUUUGAGGAGUACCUUCACUUCUCCAUGUAUGAGAUGGAUCAUAUGAACUACUUGCAGAUUUACAUCAGAUACAUGGAUCUGAUGAAGGUCGAUAUACAGUUUACUUUGAAGUAUCUGGACGGCGUGCUGAAAUCAGAGACCAUCAUGAAGAAGCUGAAAGAGGGAAAAUAUGACCUUCUCCUGUCUGACCCCGUCUACCCAGGUAGUGACUUGGUAGCAGAUAUUUUGGGGAUCCCCCUGGUCUUCUCCUUCCGCUUUUCCCUCGCUCAUAACUGGGAGAGGUAUUGUGGUCAGCUACCUGCUCCUCCUUCCUUUGUCCCUGGAGCUAUGAGCAAACUGACUGACAAGAUGAACUUUUCAGAGAGAGUGUGGAACUUCCUCUUCUACGCUUUACAGGAUGUCGUGACCGAUUACAUUUAUUGGCAAGAAUUAGAUAAAUAUUACUCCGAAGUCAAAGGAGCACCCAUCAGUGCCUGUGAGAUGAUGGGUAGAGCAGACAUGUGGUUGAUGAGAACCUACUGGGAUUUUGAUUUCCCUCGUCCUUUCCUCCCUAACUUCAAAUUCGUUGGUGGGAUCCACUGCAGACCUGCUAAACCUUUACCAGAGGAUAUGGAGGAGUUUGUGCAGAGUUCUGGAGACGCUGGCAUUGUGGUCUUCACUUUGGGAUCAUUCAUCAAGAACAUCACCGCAGAGAAAGGAAACAUGAUAGCCUCAGCUCUCGCUCAGAUCCCACAAAAGGUGCUGUGGAGAUACGGUGGAGAAAAACCAGCGACUCUCGGUGCCAACACCAGAAUAUAUGACUGGAUUCCUCAAAACGAUCUACUGGGUCACCCCAAGACCAGAGCUUUCAUCACCCAUGGUGGCACAAAUGGGAUUUAUGAGGCCAUUUAUCACGGCGUUCCCAUGGUGGGCCUCCCCAUGUUUGCUGACCAGCCAGAUAAUAUGGUCCAUAUGAAGGCUAAGGGAGCUGCAGUUAUUGCAGACUUGAACUUCAUGAAGACUGAGGACCUUAGAGAUGCAUUCAAUGCUGUCAUCAAUGACAAAUCGUACAAGGAGAAUGUCAUGCAGCUGUCCCGUAUCUUCCAUGACAGACCAGUGAGUCCUCGGGAUGAGGCGGUAUUCUGGAUCGAGUUUACCAUGAGAAAUAAAGGGGCAGAGCACCUGAGGGUUCAGGCCCAUGAGCUCACCUGGUACCAGUAUCACAACCUGGAUGUCCUAGCCUUCCUCCUCACCAUUGUGCUGCUUCUUGUGUUCCUCUUCAUCAAGACCUGCAGUUUCUGCUUCCGGAGGUGCUGCGGCAGAAAGGGACAGAUGAAGAGAAAAGCUGAGUGAUUGACUGAGUGAAAUGUAACUGACAAUAAAGUGAUGACUGAAAAAAAAAA
Messenger RNA from Plectropomus leopardus (leopard coralgrouper), 1676 nucleotides. Its product is annotated as UDP-glucuronosyltransferase 2A1-like. Gene Ontology annotation, molecular function: glucuronosyltransferase activity. Lineage: Eukaryota; Metazoa; Chordata; Actinopteri; Perciformes; Serranidae. The record is from RefSeq and is a predicted model, not a curated record.